CCCGAAUCUCAAAAUGUAACCUGGAAAUGGCGACUUAACUCCACUUUUGAGCAAAGACUGUUGUUAUUAUUCUGCCAUACGUGCUCUUGAGGCGAGUACUGUAUUGCAUAUUGCAAGCCAGAUAUUGCAAGAUUGUCUUUGCAAUAUUGCUAGCCGUUUUGAAAAUUGUACAUUUAGCUCUUUCACAGUAUUUGAUUUGGUCAAGCCACAAGGAGGUCAGAAUGCGUGAACUACUUCUUAUCCCGGUAAAGGAGAGAAAAGAGCGGGAGCGAACAAAUAGCCUUCCUGCCCCAAUUCCUGCUCCAACAUUCCCUAUUACAUACUCUAUCCAAACCUCUAAGAAGUUUCCCUUUUUCCACUUCAAAAAAUGCAGAUACGAGGCAGAGAAUGCCUUCUUCUCCAACUUGAAGCUGGUGGACUUCAACAUCAUCGACACCUUGGGAGUUGGAGGAUUUGGAAGAGUUGAGCUGGUGCAGCUCAAGAGUGAAGAGACCAAAACGUUUGCAAUGAAGAUUCUGAAGAAGCGUCACAUCGUGGACACGCGGCAACAGGAACACAUCCGCUCUGAGAAACUGAUCAUGCAGGAGGCCCACUCAGACUUCAUUGUAAGGUUGUACAGGACCUUCAAAGACAGCAAAUAUCUGUACAUGUUGAUGGAGGCCUGUCUAGGAGGAGAGCUUUGGACCAUUCUUAGAGACAGAGGAUCAUUUGAAGACUCUACUACACGGUUUUAUACAGCCUGUGUGGUUGAAGCCUUCGCUUACCUGCAUUCCAAGGGAAUAAUUUACCGUGAUUUAAAGCCAGAAAAUCUCAUUCUAGAUCACAGAGGAUAUGCCAAACUUGUGGACUUUGGCUUCGCUAAAAAGAUUGGAUUUGGGAAGAAAACAUGGACAUUCUGUGGAACGCCGGAGUAUGUAGCCCCAGAGAUCAUACUGAAUAAAGGCCAUGACAUCUCAGCAGACUACUGGUCAUUGGGAAUUCUUAUGUAUGAACUCUUGACUGGAAGCCCACCAUUCUCAGGACCGGAUCCAAUGAAGACAUAUAAUAUCAUUUUAAGAGGAAUCGACAUGAUAGAAUUUCCAAAGAAGAUCACCAAAAAUGCAGGCAAUCUAAUUAAAAAACUAUGCAGGGACAAUCCGUCUGAGAGGCUAGGAAACUUGAAAAAUGGAGUCAAAGAUAUCCAAAAGCACAAAUGGUUUGAAGGCUUUAACUGGGAAGGCCUGCGCAAAGGAACUCUCACACCUCCAAUUAUUCCUAAUGUUGCAAGCCCGACUGACACCAGUAACUUUGAUAGCUUUCCUGAGGACAAUGAAGACCCUCCCCCAGAUGACAAUUCCGGCUGGGACACUGAUUUCUAAAACUGAAACUUGUAACAUGCCCUGCCCUGGAGUGUCCCGUGUGGUUCGUCAGCGAAGAGGAGAACGGAUGACGUCUAGCCCAGCUCUGUGACACCAAGUUGCCUUCGCCCACACUUCUGUCCUGCGGUGCCACUGGGGGCGUCUCAGUCCCCCGCCGCACCCCACGACUCACGAAAACUGUCCUAAUCAGAAAGACUGGAGUCCAUAUUCCCAACACGGCCUCAGAUAUGGGCUCAGACCACCUCGUGCUGGAGCCGAUGUCUUAAAAAUGAGCCCUUAAUUUUUUUUCCUCUGCUGUUUUAUGUUUGACUGAUUGCACAAGUAGUGGUUUCAGGUUUUAGGUCUGGGUCUUAAAAACAGAAUCAUAAGUAGAGACAGUACUAUGAUCUGGACUGAGUAUUGAUAAUUUUUCCACGACGUAAGGGUGAGCAAAUGAUAACAGGUUUUGCUAUUUUUUUUGUGGACUAUCCCCUUUAAAAGGUUUUUUUUCUUUCUUUCUUUUAAAGGCUUCUGAAUACAUUUAGUUUGUAUUAUGGGAAACUUGCAAGUUUUUAUUUUUUUUAAGACAAUGUGAAUCCAAUCAAAUAAUGAAUUAGACUCAAUACAGUUUGUGCUCCACUAGAGGGCAGGCUUUUUAUUAAAAUACACACUGUACUUCCCCAGAGGAAGGGCAGUCAAGUCGCCGCAUCCCUUAUAAAAUGUGGGUAAGAUCGGAAUUGUGUUUAUGAGGUUACAUAAUCAGCUCUAUUACUGAUACGAGACAUACUUUCUGAAUAUUUUCUCCUGUCAUUUUCACCAAUCAUAUUCAUGACUCGACUCAUUUAAACAAUGAAGAGAAGACUGCCUGUAGUCUAUAAUAGCUUGAACACAAAGUGCUGUGCUGGAAAACCAAUUAUGUAAUCUUAUUUAUUGUAGGACCAGGGGUAAAUGUUUAUAUAUAUAUAUAUA
Molecule: messenger RNA, 2306 nt
Organism: Sinocyclocheilus rhinocerous
Lineage: Eukaryota; Metazoa; Chordata; Actinopteri; Cypriniformes; Cyprinidae
Product: cGMP-dependent protein kinase 1-like
Exons: 9
Coding region: 222-1358 (378 amino acids)
Biological process (GO): protein phosphorylation
Molecular function (GO): cGMP-dependent protein kinase activity; ATP binding
Source: RefSeq, a predicted model, not a curated record